AUGGGUUCAUCCAAAGCUUCUGGUCUCGCAAAGGAUUGCGAAUCAGCCGCAAAGACUCUGAAAACCUUCAUCGACGAAGGCAACGUCCCCAAGGAAGCCAUUGCUAACGCUCAGGGCCUGGCAAUCUUCUCUGGUUUCCGGGCCGCGAUGGCUUUUGCCGGCAGCGGUGGCUCCGGUAUUGUCAUUGCGCGUCUGCCGGACGGCUCUUGGUCGCCCCCAUCUGCAUUUUCCGUCAAAUCGGGCGGGAUCGGUCUCGCCUACGGACUGGAUGUGUACGACUGUCUCUGCGUUCUCAACACAAAGGCCUCUGUAGAGGCGUACACGAACGCCGAGAUGGAGCUCGGGACAAAUCUCGCUGUUGCUGCCGGGCCCGUGGGCGCCACUGCUCAGAUCAAAGAGCUCAAGCCUGUUUGGACGUAUACGAGAACACAUGGUCUCUAUGGUGGCUUGACUGUUGAUGGAACCUCCAUCAAAGAAAGGCCGGAACGCAAUGCCGAAUUCUACAGAUCAAAAGUCACUGCCGCCCAAAUUCUGCAUGGUGAAGUCCAGGCACCAGCCGAGGCUUUCGAACACACGGCAAAGCUGGUCAAAGUCCUGCAAUUGGUGGAGUAA
Messenger RNA from Clonostachys rhizophaga, 612 nucleotides. The record is from the annotation of a GenBank genome assembly. Lineage: Eukaryota; Fungi; Ascomycota; Sordariomycetes; Hypocreales; Bionectriaceae.